This is a messenger RNA of Echinostoma caproni, 675 nucleotides long. The record is from the annotation of a GenBank genome assembly. NCBI's taxonomy places the organism in Eukaryota, Metazoa, Platyhelminthes, Trematoda, Plagiorchiida, Echinostomatidae.
AUGUAUGCAGAGUUCGAUUGUUCACUCUGUGUUCAUCAUAGAGGUUCACUUUCUUCCCUGUCCACCCUGAAUAUAACCACUAACUUUGUAGGCACUGCGAGUUUGGUAUCGAUCAAUGAAGGUCGCUUCACUAUACUUCGCCCCGACUGCACGAAUUUCUCAUUUCCAAUUUCCAAUAUAACACAUUUGCACGGUUCUAACCGCUUUUCUCCUAAAAUAUCUUCUUCCUUUACAGAAUUUGAACGAACUCACUACCCCGAUGUGUUUGCCCGAGAGAAGUUGUCCAGUCGUAUUUUUUUGCCCGAGGCACGAAUCCAAGUGUGGUUUUCCAACCGACGAGCCAAAUGGCGUCGUGAGGAGAAAUUGCCAUCAUCCGGAGUGGAAGCUACUAGGAAUGAGAAGUCCACUUUUGGCCUAUUUCCAUCCGGACUGGAGCGGAAUUUGUCCACCCUAUUCACCACGGACACAAUGGAUCGAGACAAACUGUGCACCUUAUCUACGGUGUCUGAAAUGUCCAUCGCGGCGACCGCUAAUGAUGGUCUUCUGCCCAAUCAUGGAUCAGAUGGACCAAUAACGUUUGAUUUGACAAAAUUCGAACGAACCACGCGGACGAACUACGAUUCCGCGUACGACGAGGCGGACAAACGAUGGUCAUAUCUCGAAACUCAAGUCUAG